AGCGGAAGUCACCCCGGGAGGCAGCGGCGACGGCGGCGGCGAGAGGAUGAACAACAAGUUCGACGCCUUGAAAGAUGAUGACAGCGGGGACCAUGACCAGAAUGAAGAAAACAGCACACAGAAAGAUGGUGAGAAGGAAAAAACGGAACGAGACAAGAGUCAGGGCAGCAGCAAAAGAAAGGCUGUUGUUCCCGGGCCUGCAGAGCACCCCUUGCAGUACAACUACACUUUCUGGUACUCCAGGAGAACCCCCGGUCGGCCCACCAGCUCACAGAGCUACGAACAGAACAUCAAGCAGAUCGGCACCUUCGCCUCUGUGGAGCAGUUCUGGAGGUUCUACAGCCACAUGGUGCGCCCCGGGGACCUGACGGGCCACAGCGACUUCCACCUCUUCAAAGAAGGGAUUAAGCCCAUGUGGGAGGAUGAUGCAAAUAAAAACGGUGGCAAGUGGAUCAUUCGACUUCGGAAGGGCUUGGCAUCCCGUUGCUGGGAGAAUCUCAUCCUGGCCAUGUUGGGGGAGCAGUUCAUGGUUGGGGAGGAGAUCUGUGGGGCUGUGGUCUCUGUCCGCUUCCAGGAGGACAUUAUUUCAAUAUGGAAUAAGACUGCCAGCGACCAAGCAACCACAGCCCGGAUCCGAGACACUCUUCGGCGAGUGCUUAACCUACCUCCCAACACCAUUAUGGAAUACAAAACCCACACCGACAGCAUCAAGGACAAUUCAAGCUUUCGAAAUACAAAAAUCACAUUGUGAAAGUACACAGCUGGCAAUAAUCCUUCCCUGUGUGUGUGUGUGUCCAAACGGAUGGGCGGUCUCCAGCUGGCCCUCCCUCUGCUCACUGAAGGGACGUCCCCGAGCCGCGGGCUCCCCUUUUGCACACUCCUGGAGGACAGAGUCCGCUAGACACCCUCCAGCAUCGCUGACUUUAUAAAGCGGAGAAAAUGGAAAACGUGACUUUGUAAUAGACAAACUUUUUUUAUGGGGUUCUGUGGGGGGAGUUAGCCUUUCGCUUGCUGUGUGCUGUCAGGCACCCUGGGCCUCCUGCUGGCUCUUCUCUGCUGCACGAAGGGCGUCGGUGGCGUGACCGCGUGUGCGAGCCAGAGCGGCGGACUGAGAGUUGUCAGUAUUAGGAAUGUCUGUGCGCAUAGGGAAGAGCCUUUGUCGGAGGGUCCCGGAACAGCUGUAAAUGCUCUCGCCUGGCGCUGCCAUUAAAUUAUUGGGACAUUCGUUUCUUGCUGUCCCCUCUUCCCCCAAGCCCACCACUUUCUGAAAAUGUGUUACUGACUUUGUAUAGACUCCUGCCUUAUGCCCUUGGUCUUCCUGUGCGGGACUCUCCUCUUAGGCACUGCUGCACUUACAGAAAGUUCACCCGGCGGCCCCGGGCCCCACUGAGGCGCGGACGGUGGGCCUUGGCAAAGUGGCCUGGAGCUGAGUCCAGUUUGAGUUGAAGCUGGAUUAUAAUACAGGUUCCAAGUGCAGGGGUGGGG
This is a messenger RNA of Talpa occidentalis (Iberian mole), 1485 nucleotides long. It is a transcript of the gene EIF4E2, whose product is annotated as eukaryotic translation initiation factor 4E family member 2. Bases 47 to 751 code for a protein of 234 amino acids. The transcript is spliced from 7 exons. Gene Ontology annotation, cellular component: cytoplasm; eukaryotic translation initiation factor 4F complex. The record is from RefSeq and is a predicted model, not a curated record. Lineage: Eukaryota; Metazoa; Chordata; Mammalia; Eulipotyphla; Talpidae. Gene Ontology annotation, biological process: translational initiation. Gene Ontology annotation, molecular function: RNA 7-methylguanosine cap binding; translation initiation factor activity.